This is a messenger RNA of Somion occarium, 2233 nucleotides long. The record is from the annotation of a GenBank genome assembly. NCBI's taxonomy places the organism in Eukaryota, Fungi, Basidiomycota, Agaricomycetes, Polyporales, Cerrenaceae.
AAAGACAACGACCUCCACCGCCAGCUGGACAUGCAAAGGUGGAUUAUCGUUGUUGCUCUUCUUGUUCGAAUCUUUAUCUCCCUUGUCACGACAACAUUUUUUCAACCAGACGAGUAUUUCCAGUCAUUGGAAGUUGCCCACCACCUUGUCUUUGGUUAUGGACAUCUCACUUGGGAAUGGCUAACGCAGAAGCCGAUUAGAAGCAUACUCUAUCCUGCUCUCAAUGUACCUAUAUACUGGUUAUUAAAGCAAACUAAUUCUGAUAACAGCAUACUAUUGAUAUAUGGACCUCGAGUCCUGCAUGGCGCAUUGGCCGCAUGUACAGAUAUAUCGCUAUAUAAGCUUACUUUACGUGUUGCAGGUCCAAAGUACGCCACAGUUGCACUUUUCAUUUCCCUGACGUCUUUCUUUCACGGAUUUGCAUUGUCUCGCUCCUUGUCGAAUUCGUUAGAGACUUCUCUUACCACCAUUGCGCUGAGCUACUUUCCUUGGGGUAUUCCGUCGUCUUCAUGGAGGAAUGACCUCAGAAAAUCCUUGGUUUUCGCUGCCCUUACAUGCGCCGUACGUCCUACCAACGCCGUCAUUUGGGUGUACAUGAUGGGUUUGCUACUUUGGCGGCUCCGAUUCGAUAGAAAGCGUCUUGCGUCGAUCAUCAUGGAUGUUCUAUUCAUAGGGUCAUGCGCAGUAUUCUUGCUCUUUGUUCUAGACUCACUAUACUACGGAAAGCCAACAUUCACACCUCUCAAUUUCUUAGCUGCCAACCUUUCCUCGAUAUCUUUAUUUUACGGUUCCAGCCCUUGGCAUUACUACCUCUUUCAAGGUCUUCCCAUCAUAUGCACCUUCUCUCUUCCUUUUGUACUUCAUGGAGCCUGGCUCGCCCGGAAACACUUAGCGAACCCGGAACUCAGGGACAUGCUCGGACUCAUUGCCUGGACAAUCGGGAUUUAUUCUUUGGCCGGACAUAAAGAGUGGCGAUUCAUUCAUCCUCUCUUACCCCUUCUACACAUCCUGGCUGCAACCUCCCUCGUACAUUCAUACGAAACCGACCAGAUCAAGCGAGGCUGCCCCAAAAAGAAGCGCAACGUCAUGUUACCAAUACGCAGGAGCCAUUUGUUGCUAAUCUUGCUCAAUGUACCACUCAUAUUCUACGUCAUACGCGUUCACUCCCGUGCUCAAAUCGAAGUCAUGUAUUACCUGCGGUCUCUCCCGGAGAAGGAAGUACAAUCCAUCGGGUUUCUGAUGCCUUGUCAUUCUACGCCAUGGCAAGCGUAUGUUCACAACCCUUCGUUAGCAGAAAACGGGAAGAUGUGGGCUUUGGGGUGUGAGCCCCCUCUACGUGGUGAGAAUCUACAAGCUUAUAAAGACCAAACAGACAUCUUCUACGAGUCCCCAGCCACUUAUCUCCGCACUCGCUUUCCAUCCAAUGUCGACCCGUCGUUCCCACCUUCGCCUUACCCGUGCUCAAUGCCAGGCGUUCAUGACACUACGUUGUAUCCUUGGAACCAUACAUGGCCGCAAUACCUUGUGAUGUUUGGCGCGCUUCUUGAUGAACCGGAUGUUGUGCCGAUCCUGGUAGAGAAAGGCUAUCAGGAGGUUUGGCGUGCUGAGUACGGUGUAGGUGGCGAUGACACUCGACAAGGGGGUGUAGUUGUUUGGAAGUUUAGUCCUUCCCUGUCGACAUAGAGAUUGGGAGGGUCGAGAGAGUCGAAGUGAUGAUUUGGUAAAUGUCCGCCUGUUUCAUGUCGUGCAGACGAAAUAUGGAUAUAGCACAUGCUCUGUGAGCCAGUACAUUAUUCAACGUAUAUUCUUUCACCUGAUCUUAUUUUAUUUGCUCAGCGUUUGCCGUUCGAUACAAACCUUGGUCCACGUCGAGCUGUCGCCGUCGUCUGUAUGUACCUGGAAGGAGACCGCUUCCAGAAGCAUCGGCUUGUUUCCCGUUGGGAACUAGCUUCACCGCUAGGAAUCCUGGUGAUACUUACCCAUAGGUGUAUGAAUGAUGAUUAUGGUGCUUUUGCGAGGUGGGGAGGCUGGGGAGUCUUGGUAGUGCAAUUAUACCUUGUUUUUGUUUUCAACUUCUUGGACGUCCCGCGGCUUCUGAGCCUUCUUUCUAGCAUCGUGAAUUCGUUAGAAGAAUAGUAGAGUGCAUGGACAAGUCCCUCAGUCACUGUUUGUAUGUUGCUUCGACCAUCGAACUUGUACCGCGAAUGUUAUGAUCGAUCGACGGCAUCGUGGU